This is a messenger RNA of Botrytis sinoallii, 1395 nucleotides long. RefSeq lists its product as uncharacterized. The record is from RefSeq and is a predicted model, not a curated record. The transcript has 3 exons. Bases 559 to 1395 code for a protein of 278 amino acids. NCBI's taxonomy places the organism in Eukaryota, Fungi, Ascomycota, Leotiomycetes, Helotiales, Sclerotiniaceae.
UUGUCUUGAACGAAAGACACAUGCGAGGUCAACUUGUCGAGCUCAAGUUUGAAUACACAACGGCGAUAACGAUUCUAGUUUGAUGAAAUUAUUCCUCCUGCUCCUCAGUCUCAUCCCACGAUGGUUGGUGAUCAUCAUACAGAUGAGGCUGCGAGCCUUUAGGUGUGCAUUUAUUUAUUAUGAUUCUAUAAUAAUACCGCGGGAGACAUUCGACGCCUUAGGAGUUCCCAUUGCAUUCCGUAUGUUACUGGGCAGUGCGAACAGAUGACCACAAGUGCUGCAGCUUCUUCGCACAACACGGUCAUCAAUAGAGGCUUCUCGCAGCACUUAAAAGGUAUAUUAAAACAAUAAUGCGUCCGGCAAAACACUCAUCCUGCAGAGUAACAACCAUCUACAUCUCAGAGACUGCUUAUCCUGUGCUGUCCUAUGUCUCUGCAUCGCGUCCAUUGACCUUGGAAUGGCCGCAUUUCAUAUACCGAAGCAUACAAAGGCUCCAGGCUCUACAAAUCAUCUUCAAAGCAGUUGAAUGGCCGUGUAUCACGGCAAGCUGUCUUUGUCAUGAGAAUCCUUUGCCACAUGUGGUGCAACCCUCUAGAGCCAGGGAAAUUGCCUUGCUCUGCGCAGAAAAUGAUACUUAAAUCUGUUAUUCUUACGCUGAAUGGUUGUGCAGAAACAUUGAAAAAGCUAAAUGAAGGGGUUGGCAGACAUGGAAAGGAUAGACUUUCGAACAGACUUACAUAUUGUUUUGUGCGGGAUGAUUUAGCGGCCACUUGCAAUAUGUCGGAUAGCUUACAGCAUAAUUUGAGCAAUGCUCUUCAAGUUUGGAUGUUGGAAGACAGUACUCGUCAUCGAGCAGAUAUAACCCAAAUGAUUACGGAUCAAUCUGUCACGCAUUUUCACACCUCACGAAAAUUCGAAGGCUGUUUUGAAGAUUUGUCAAAGAAAAUAGAUAUUAUAAUAUCAAGUAAACAGCAGCCUCUUCUCCAAAGCCCUUCUUUACUGGCACAAAGAUGCUUAGAGCUUAACGCCGCCAAGGCUGAAUCCAGCUUUUUACUACUGAAAUACAAACACAACGUUCGACUUCGUCUCCCUCGUCCGUGUCCUUGCCAUUUCUCAGCAUCUCAAUAUGCUGAUGGACCUCGACAUUGCGCCUCUGUGGAUUCUGUCCUCUGGAAACAAGACUCUUCGAGUUGUCAUAAUUGUUCUACGUGUAAGGGUUGGCAGUUAAUUCGAAAGAAAUUCAAUAUUUGCAACAAAUUGCUAGGAUACUCCAUAGCAUUCACUAUGUUUCUCACACGUGGUGCCGGCGGCUUUUCAAUCGGCCCACUGCUGGGCUUUAGUGCCACAGCACCUACUCCUUCACCUGCUUUCCGCUUAUCAUAUGCUACUAAAUAA